Nerophis lumbriciformis (worm pipefish) is the source of this 7590-nucleotide messenger RNA. RefSeq names its product rabphilin-3A-like. Gene Ontology annotation, molecular function: small GTPase binding. Gene Ontology annotation, biological process: exocytosis; intracellular protein transport; regulation of calcium ion-dependent exocytosis. Gene Ontology annotation, cellular component: postsynaptic membrane; synapse; extrinsic component of synaptic vesicle membrane. NCBI's taxonomy places the organism in Eukaryota, Metazoa, Chordata, Actinopteri, Syngnathiformes, Syngnathidae. The record is from RefSeq and is a predicted model, not a curated record.
GGGUAAUCGAAUAUUAAUGACUAGGUAGGGAUUAAAAUGAUACAAUAAAUGUGCAUAUCUGCUCGGGUAGCACUUAGGAGACAGAUACACCCUAUAAUGUCCCUAUUUUGACUUGAUUCUGAUGUCAGACUAAAACGGAAGUGUACGUCGCCUGGCACCAUCUUGCUAUCCAAACAAUUAAAGAACGCUUGUAUUUCUGAACGUCGCUGAGUAAUUGAAUAUUAAUGAGUAGGUAGUGAUUAAAAUGAUACCAUAUAUGUGCAUAUCUGCUCAGGUAGCACUUAGGAGACAGAUACAUCCUAUAAUGUCCCUAUUUUGAGUUGAUUCUGAUGUCAGACUAAAACGGAAGUGUAUGUCGCCUGGCACCAUCUUGCUGUGGUCGGUACUCUUUGUUUGUCUGGUAGUAAUGUGUGGGCAUUUUGUCGAAUAUGGACAGUUAUAGUGGCGUUGUUUAAAAUAAAAGUUACAAUUGUAGAGUGUUUCGGGUCACAAUAUAUAACAAAGCAAAAACGGUCAUUUUCGACAUGUGGAGCGUUGUGUUUAUUUCGUUAGAGGGCGCAAUUCCUCUACAGUAGACUUCCUCGAGUCGCAAGGCGGUGAAUUAAAGUCGUUUUCAUAGACUAUCGUCAGAAAUAUAACAUUAGUUUUGGAAUUGUGCCUCGACGCUCGUGUAUGUAUGUUUAAUUUCCAAAAUUGAUCACGUGGUUGUUUUUGACUUAAUUUCGUAUUAGGUACGCGCAAUAUGAACAUAAUAAAUAGGAACUAAAUGGCGCGCUUUAUGGGGGCCAAUCUAAUCCCCCCGUGGGCUGUUCCAGAUACAUUCGCAUCAGGUGAUGACUGUCCACUUAAGCAGUAGUGUUAUCACUUCGCAUCCAGGGGUUUCCUUCCCAGUGAAUCAAGGGCUUUGCCAUCCUUCACGCUGAAAAAGAAGACGGGUUCCCACGCACACACAGAAAGAGAAAGAGAGAGAGAGAGAGAUCGUCCUCCAGCCACGCACUGUACUACUCCUCCGGGCUAAAUAUUACAAAAAAACAAAAAAAAACCUGGCUUCCGGUGACAGGCACCAUGCGCAUUGACUGACUCCCCAAGACCUGCACAUUGUCAUCCAGUCCGCAACGGAGACGCGUAGAAGCCUGGCAGCAAUCCUCAGAAUGUGUUAGUGGUGCCAUGACUGAGACGGUGAUGAGCAGCAGCUCAGAUCGCUGGGUGUCCAACGACAGGCAGGGAACCAUGCACGCUAGUGAUAAAGAGCAGGGCAACUGGACCAUGCAGCCAAGCACUGGUCCUGGCUCCGCUGCUCCAGAGCUGACAGAUGAAGAAAAAGAAAUUAUAAACAAUGUGAUCGCCCGAGCUGAGAAAAUGGAGGUCAUGGAGCAGGAGAGGAUUGGGCGCUUAAUAAACCGCUUGGAUGACAUGAAGAAGACUGUGUGUGGGGAUGGACUCUCCCGCUGUGUGCUUUGCGGGGAGCAGCUGGGCACACCUGGAGUCAGCUCAGUGGUGUGUGAGGACUGCAAAAAGAACAUGUGUACUAAGUGUGGCACUCAGUGCGGCAGCAGGCCACGUGCUGUGUGGUUGUGCAAAAUCUGCAGGGAACAGCGAGAGGUGUGGAAGAGGUCUGGUGCCUGGUUCUUUAAAGGAUUCCCUAAACAAUUCCUUCCUGCGCCCAUGCCGUUAUCCAAACCGAAAGCAGCAGAGCUCAAAGGGCCAAAAGCUUUCGAACCCAAGGAGGAAGCAGCUCAACAACCCGGAGCGGAGCCAAAGGGCCGUGCGGGUUACCCACCUGUGGCCCCUAAGCCCUUGGCUGCGCGAAUGACCACAGGCAGUGCUGGCCCUGAAGAGGCUGGGCAGGCAAGCCCGGUGGCGAUGAAGAGGAUGGUACCUGUUCAAAGCACCAGACCGCAGCCUAGUGUCACACCCUCUGUGGCUCCGCAGGGCACCAUGGGACGAGAUGGAGGCGCUUACUCUUCUGGUGCAAUCCCUUCAGAGCAGAGAGCGCCUCCUGCUGUAGGACAGGAGAGGAGGCAGCCGGCGGCCUACAGUGCUCCUCCCGCUCGACAUCAACCUCCUCCGCCCGAGGAGGAAGAAGACGUCAACGACUAUGACUCUGAUGAAGCCACCACUCUGGGCUCUCUGGAGUUCAGUCUGAUGUACGAUCAGGAGAGCAACAGCCUUCACUGUAGCAUCCUCAAAGGAAAGGGCUUGAAACCAAUGGAUUCAAAUGGACUGGCAGAUCCUUAUGUCAAGCUUCACCUGCUUCCUGGGGCAAGCAAGUCAACAAAGCUGCGCACAAAAACCUUGAGGAACACUCGCAACCCGGCGUGGAACGAGACACUCACCUACCAUGGCUUGACCGAUGAAGACAUGCAGCGCAAGACCCUCAGGCUGUCGGUGUGCGACGAGGACAAGUUUGGCCACAAUGAGUUCAUUGGGGAGACCCGAGUGGCGCUGAAGAAGCUGAAGCUGAACCAGAAGAAAAACUUUAAUGUGUGUCUGGAGAGAGUUGUCCCAACAAAGAGAACUGCAACAGCCGGUGGAGCUCGAGGCAUCUCUCUCUAUGAAGAUGAGUCUGCAAAAGAUGGUGGAGAGGUUGAGGAACGCGGUCGCGUCCUCAUCUACCUUAUGUACAGCACCCAACAGAACCGCCUCAUUGUGGGUGUUGUGCGCUGCGUUCAUUUGGCCGCUAUGGAUGCUAAUGGAUACUCUGACCCCUAUGUCAAAAUAGUUCUGAAACCUGACAUGGGGAAAAAGGGCAAGUGCAAAACUCAGAUCAAGAAAAAGACUUUAAACCCAGAGUUUAAUGAGGAAUUCAGCUUUGACAUUAAACACAGUGAACUGGCCAAGAAGACCUUGGACGUCUCCGUGUGGGAUUAUGACAUCGGGAAGUCCAACGACUACAUAGGUGGCUGUCAGCUGGGCAUCACUGCCAAAGGAGAGCGUCUAAAACACUGGUAUGAGUGUUUGAAGAACAAGGACAAGAAGAUUGAGCGCUGGCACACCUUGGUGAACGAAAACCACACCGCUAGUGAUUAACAACCUGUAACAAACACAGCAUGAGCUAAAAACAUCCUCUUAUGGUCUGUAUUCACUUCCUUGUGCACCUUUUCUAUACAGCAUUCUUUUGAUUUGAUUUCACUCGACAGUUGACACUGCUCUUAAUCGAUAGUCAAUCCACCGAGGCUAUGUCCACAGACACACAUGUAAUUUUAAAAACAGACUCCAGGGUAAAAAAAAAAAAAAAAAAAAAAAAAAAAUCAAAUCUCAGUCCACACCAAUGGCCUUUAAUUACGAGAAAACACAGUGGAGCGCAGAGUUUGCAUGUGGAGGAAAAUGUCAAAGCAUAUGGAAAAAUACUCGUGUUUAUGUGGAUUUAGCCAGACACGUCAUAAAUGUGUCCCUGUAUGCGUUGACAAACAGCAGCACAAAGACCGUAACCAGUCCCUCCAGGAAUUCGCCAUGUCACAAUUGCCCCAAUUCGCGCAAAUUCGACUAAUUUUCUAAUGGCCACAAAUUCCCCGCACAUUUUGGCCAAUCAGCAUCAUUUUCAUCGAUUUUGUCUUGGCGUGGAGCUCAAACAUUCUCAUUAACUCUCUCUGUUAUUGUUUAGACGAAGCUGAAACAGCAAUUUGUAACAAUAUAUCAAUUAUUUCUUGCUCAAACGACACAAUUGUGAUCCUCACCUGUAGAUUAGAUUUACUUCCGGUUGCUGUCUACGGCGCUAAGACUUCAAGAUAAUGUAGUAUGUAAACAUUUACUUCAUAGAUUACAUGUAUUUAUAUGUUUAAUGAAUCUUUAUCUAUCCAGAAUAAGUCAUUUAAGAACAGUCUUAUCUAGCAGUAUUUAACAACAAAAAUGCUAGCUCUUUUCGCUAAUUUUGCAGGUAUAAACAUCACAUUUUGGUACUUGACGCAAGCUAACUGUUCACAUGCAAAUUAUAGAGUGCUAGCUUUUUUUUUUAGCUCAUUUGUGAGAUACACACCUUAAAGUCACAUAUUUUGUUACUUGACGUUAUUUGGCUAGCGCGCUAACUGUUAGCAUGCCAGUUAGGCUUUUCAGCAUUCACACACAAUCUGUACCCAAAUUGCAUUUUCUUGUUACUAUUGUUUGUUUAAUUACCAUUCUCUCUUAAUUCAUUAUAACUAUGAGCACUAAGUGCUUUUACUCCCAUCAAGAAUCUACUUUUAAGUAUGUGUGGUAUGGAACAAUUACAACGUCAACACAGGAUUUGUUUUCCAAUUUUUCUUGAAAAUCCUGUGCUUUUUGAGGUUAAGGUUACAAGAAAAAUUUAUGGCACAAUUGUUGUCCUCUCGUGGAGCUCAGACCUACUUCCGGUUGCUGUCUACGGCGCUAAGACUUGUAGGUAAUAAAGUAUAUAAACAUUUAUUUCCUAGUUUACACAAAUUUAAAUAUUUGGUUCAUCUUUAUCUACCCAGAAUAAGUCAUUUAAGAACACAUUCUCACUUGGCAGCAUUUACAUGACAGAGAUGUUGAAGUGUGAUGAUAAUGGCUCGUUCCUUUUACCAACAAAAAUGCUAGCUCCUUUAGCUAAUUUUGCAGGUUUAGGCAUCGGUCAUAUUUUGGUACUUGCCUCAUUGGCCAACUGUUGACAUAGUCAUGUUAGCAUGCUACCUUUUUUUAGCUCAUUUUGCAGAUGCACACCAAUUUUUUUUUCUUUGACGAUAACUGGCUAGCGUGCUAACUUUUAGCAUUCCAGUUAGGCUAUUCAGCAUUCACAUGCAAUUUGUACCAAAAUUGAAUUUUCUAGUUACUAUUGUUAGUUAUAAUGAAUUAAAACAUGACGGUAAUUUAGUAUGUGCUUUUACUACCUGUACUUUUAAGUCUGUGCGGUACAAAACAUCAGUACAGUAUUUGAUUUCUAAUUUUUGUUAAAAUCCUUUUUUUAGGUUAAGGCAGGGGUCGGCAACCCAAAAUGUUGAAAGAGCCAUAUUGGACCACAAAUAACAAAAAUAAAUCGUUCUGGAGCCGCAAAAAAUUAAAAGACUUAUAAGUGUUAUAAUGAUGGCACCACAUGAUGUACCGGUAAGUGGCUAAUUAGCUAUAUUAGCCUACUAUCAAAAUGACUGUGUUGCAGGCUGACGCAAAUCUUUGUUGACAGAAAUGCUGAAAUUUAAUAUUUAUUUUACACAUUUUCACAACAUUGGAAAACAUUAGUAAAACUUCUCAGAAGGUGAGAUAACUUCUGGAAAUGACUGGCUUAGAAUGGCCAAAGGUAUAGGUGUGUGUGUCCAAGUUAAAGGAAACGUCAGGCUGUCUUCUUCUAAUGGAUUUAUUACAAUCUUUGCUGUGGUCUGGAACAACAUGGCACAUAAACAACUAUCAGAAAUGCAGCCAAUAUUACAUACAGAUAAUGUGUCAUGAAACAUGGAAAAAUAAACUAAAUACACACAAAGGAAAUUAAAUUAGCUCAAAUAUAGCUACAAACGAGGCAUAAUGAUGCAAUAUGUUCAUACAGCUAGCCUAAAUAGCAUGUUAGCAUCGAUUAGCUUGCAGUCAUGUACUGAACAAAUAUGCCUCAUUAGCACUCAACACAAAACGAUAACAUCAACAAAGCUCACCUUUGUGCAUUCACGCACAGCAUAAAACGUUUGGUGUACAAAAUGAGAAAAAAAGAGUGGCAUAAAACACGUCUUUCUGUGGCAGCGUCGGAGAAAGUUGUACAUGUAAACAAACUGUUGAGUCACAGUCCACACAAUGGUGAGUUCAAGGGCCGCUGAAAUUAGUAGGACAAAACGGCGCUCGCCAAUUAUUCACAUCAGUGAAGCAUAAACACAAACAUGUUAGACUUCCUAACAAUUAGGAAGGUUUGUGUCGUGUUUGUCCUCUUACAGAAACCAUAUUACAACAAAUAACAUCUUUUUCACCCCAUUUUUUUCUAUUUCCAUACAUUUUUGAAAAAGCUCCAUGGCGCUGCUAAAGAGCCGCGGGUUGCUGACUCCCGGGUUAAGGUUACAAGAAACACUUAAGACGUUAAUAAAAUCACAAGUUGAUUCAAUGUUUUAGAAAAAAAAAAAAGCCUUAAAAUGUCGCAACUUUUGCCGAAACUUUCUAAAAAAUAAAAAUGUUUAAAAGGCUACCGCGAAUUUAAAAAUCACAAAAAAAAUCCCACAAAAUCCUGGAGGGACUGCAUAAUGCCGCUCAGUGCUGUUUAUAGAGUGUUGAGCCCAAGACAUGGUUUACUUGAGAGGCAUUGAACAAGAAAAGCAAUAUGUUAUCAUGAAAGCAGAGCGCUUACGCCUAAACAUUCAUCGCAUUGAUUUCCGGUGUGAUGAUGUCACGCCUGACACUUGAACUGUACAAGCAUGCCACAACAUCCACGUGCCCACUGCUCUCCUGAACAUAAUGUAUAUAACCACGAAGAAAUGUUUACAUUCUGAUACAUUGCUCAGGUUAGGAUAAAAAAAAAAAAAAGUAGGAUAUAUAGGUGACUCAUGAGUAUUUGGAUCUUUCACCGGUUGAUGUUAUUUUGUGAUUAGAGCACACAAAGUUAAAUAUUAGGAGUGUGUGUGUGUGUGUGUACUGUAUGUAUGGUAAAUAAGCUGUGACAUUUAAGUUGGUGAUAAUUGGCACUCUGACAGGUUUUAUACGUCAGUUUUUACAUGGAAUGCACACAGUUAGCAAAUUAGCCAGGAAGUUUAUGUGCAGCUUUUACCUGCAUGCACUGUGCUCGUGACUCUCAUGUGCCUGCGGCAGUAGUGGCCCACUCUUACCCCCGACACACCAUUUUGCACAAUGCAGGGUUAUUCUGCCACUCCGCGCCCCCCCCAACUGACCAUUCACGGCUUUAGCCUGUGCUCAAGGAUCACCGCAAACCAAGGAAAGCACACCGAACAAAGUGGAAUGACCUCGAUCUAUACAGCUGUUCGCUUAAGUUAGUCCAAAUACAAAAAACAAGGAGUUCUAUGCAUGGCGUUUAUUGUAGUACAAGUAGUAUACAAAUCCAUAUAGCGAGAUGUAUACGGUUCCUGUAUAUAUAGUCAUAUACAGUAUAUAUACUUUGUGAGAAUAAUGCUGACUACCAUUGAUGUUUACAAUGCUUCAUUCACAAGAGGCCAUGUUCUGCAUGACUAUGGCGUCAUUUGACUAAACGACUUAUUUGAUAAGCUUAUUAUCACAUGAGCAAGGCUCUAACUGGUAGCAGAUUUUAAGAGAGUCUUUCAUCACUGUCUCGUUGUCUCCGCACAACAUCCCUGCUCCUUGUGGCGGCGUGCAAAGCACCUGCCAGUAGCAUCUUAUAACAUUAGCCGAUUCUGUGCUGCUUUUGGCCACGACGGCCAUUACCUGAAAUCAACACAGAUCAUGUUUAAUUGAUUGUUUGCUUUUAAGAGGCUUCUCUCAGAGCUAAAACAGACAGCUAAUGUAUCUUCUACUUCAUCCUGCAAGUCUCUGUUGUUGUAAAUAGAGUAGUGCAUGCACUGGGAACAUGUAUGUUUGCACAAAAUGUUGCAUGUGAAAAUUUUUGCAGCGUUAACACAGGUCAAUAAAGACAAAUAAAAGCUUUUAUUGUGUGGUCGGGGGUAUUUCGGCAUCUGAAAACAGAAUUUCAGCCUUUUGUGGAUCAAUGAAUGAAUUAAU